This is a messenger RNA of Priapulus caudatus, 1213 nucleotides long. RefSeq names its product cGMP-specific 3',5'-cyclic phosphodiesterase-like. NCBI's taxonomy places the organism in Eukaryota, Metazoa, Priapulida, Priapulimorpha, Priapulimorphida, Priapulidae. Gene Ontology annotation, molecular function: protein binding. The record is from RefSeq and is a predicted model, not a curated record. The transcript is spliced from 7 exons. Bases 56 to 1213 code for a protein of 385 amino acids.
GUAGUGCAUUGUGCAAUUAUAUCCACGUUGUAGGAAAUGUAAACCAUUUGCCACGAUGUCUGAGAGCAAAGAACCAAAAGAAGCUGCGCUAACAGAGGAGGCUGUUUCAGCCUACCUGCUUAAAAAUACCAAGUUUUGCAGACAGUGGUUCGUAAAAAAUGGAACAAAACAGAUUUUUGACCAGUGGCUUACCAAGGGGUCGGAUAUCGGGAAUGAUAAUCGACCAAGCCUUGUUCGAUCGGAGACAGAUCUUUCGGACAAAUACGUUUCACACCAUUCUGCUCUUCUGGCCUCGAGCAAAUUUCAAGAACUUCUUUUGCAACGACAUCAGAAUGUGAAACAGAACAAGGCAAAGUUAAAGCAGUUGGAGGAGAAAGAGUUGAUUAUGGAGCUUAUACGCGACGUGGCCAGUGAGUUGGACAUAAACAUCCUCUGUCACAAGAUCCUGAUAAAUGUCAGCCUACUGACCAAUAGUGACCGCGGCAGCCUUUUCCUGGCAGAGGGUCCGAAGGACAACCGGGUUCUCGUUGCGAAGCUAUUCGACGUCACGACUAACUCUACCGUAGAGGAAGUUAUCAUACCUGAGGGAAAAGCAAUCCGCAUCCCGUUUGGCGUUGGCAUCGCUGGGCACGUGGCACACACAUCGGAGACUGUCAAUAUUAAGGAUGCCUACGAGGACCCCAGGUUCAAUCAAGAGAUCGACAUGAAGACAGGGUAUAAGACACACUCCAUACUCUGUUUGCCAAUACGCAACUAUGAAGGAGAAGUCAUUGGAGUUGCCCAGAUCAUUAACAAACAAAUAGGAACUCAUGAAUUUACUGAUCACGACGAAAAGAUUUUCAGGACAUAUCUCACCUUCUGUGGUAUCGGAAUACAGAACGCGCAACUGUUCGACAUGUCCGUCCGCGAGUAUAAAAGAAACCGGCUACUGCUUCAACUUGCAAAAGGCAUCUUUGAGGAACAGACUGACCUUGACGUUCUGAUCAGAAAGAUAAUGGUGGAGUCAAUUGGCCUGUUGAAAUGUGAACGAUGCUGUGUGUAUCUAGUGGAUAUCGCAACAUCAAAGGAACAAGAGGUCACUUUCUCAAAAUGCUUCGAAUUAUUAGAGGACAACCCAUCAGAGCUCAUUCGUCCUAGCAACGUGCUUCGAAACAAAUCAUACAACGGAUUAAUAGCCAAACACGUCGCCUUAAAAGAGGAGGUAAGAAAAUGA